Physeter macrocephalus (sperm whale) is the source of this 2737-nucleotide messenger RNA. RefSeq names its product lines homolog 1 (gene LINS1). The record is from RefSeq and is a predicted model, not a curated record. Lineage: Eukaryota; Metazoa; Chordata; Mammalia; Artiodactyla; Physeteridae. The coding region runs from base 354 to 2645 and encodes 763 amino acids. The transcript is spliced from 8 exons.
GGAAGCCAGGAGAGGGGCGCUUUGUCCCGCCGCUCUCCUCAGAGCUUUUUAGACUCGAGUGCCGGGUCCUGGGCUCCUCUCUCGGUCCCUGAGGCUCCGCUAGCUCCCAGGCUGGGCGUGCCUCGCCUAGCGUGUAAAAGAGGACUCUCUGUGGGGUGACGGUGACGCUUCAAGGGCUUUCCUGCAAGAACAGCGACCCUCACGAAUUCCUGUGAAUGGAAGGGAAAAGAGUGGAAAAUAUGGGAGGUGGACGUGUUUAGUUUCAUUGAAGAAACAUAUUCAUCCCAUUUCUAAGAUUAAUAUUUACAAUUUGGAUUUGUCGACCUUCUUGUAAGAUAUAUUUGGCAAUCAAAAUGAAAGCUUUCUUUGAAGUUUUAGAACAAUUAUACAGGAAGGUACUUCUUGGAGCCGCACUUGAAAAUGACAGCCAUGAUUACAUCUUUUAUCUCAACCCAGCAUUUUCAGAUCAAGAUUGCUCUACAACCACCUCCUCAGACUGCUCAAACAUCCUUGAUGUUCAGGGCAAGCAUCAGCCAUCCUCUGUCAAUUUGGCUACCCCUUCUGUAGCACCUGUGUGUUUGCAGAGACAUUUUCAGAUGAGCAGUACCCGAGAAAUAAUGCUCCUUCAGUUAACAGUGAUCAAAGUGAUGAUAACCAGAAUAUUAUCUGUCGAAACUGAAUUGCAUGCAAAGGAGAAAUAUAGAGAUAUAAUUAAAAUUCUUUUAAAAUCAUCUGACUUCGAUUCUAAAUUAACCUGUAUGUUCCAAAACUCGGAUAAAUUGUUAUCUCACAUGGCUGCAAAGUGCCUUGCACUACUUCUGUAUUUCCAAUUGAAGGAAAAGAUAACAUUGAGUAAUUCCUGGAUUUCUUUUUGCCAAAAAAAUCUUUCUGAAUAUUCUGAAAGUGAUAAAGUAGUAUACUGCCUCUGGAUGCUUACCUUUGUAAUAAAAGAAAUCUUUAAAGAUACAUGUUCACAAAAAGCAGAAAUUCUAAAGCAGUUCCUGGCUCCUUUUGACACUGUUUUUGAAGUCUUUUACAAUUCCUUAUUUUCUCAGCAUUUUGAAAACCACCAAGAUACUUCUAAACUAAUAAACAGCUUGAUAUGUUUUCUGGAAUUGCUUGAACUUCUUAUAGCCUCCAGAAUCCACCUGAAGUUACAUUUCACUUGCCAGAGGAUUUUAUUUUUGAAACCUUCUUGCGUGUUCGAUGUUAUUACCUGGCCUAUUCAGGCUUUUGUCAAAAGGAAAUUCAUCAUAUUCAUCAAAAAGUGCCUUCUCUGCAAAGUGGGUGAAGACCUUUGUCGGGGAUCUGUCCCUACCUUCAUGGCACCAGAUCAUCCUUUAGAUGUGGACCUGUUGGCUUUGGCUGAUGCUGUUCUGCAAGCUGUGGAUUUGGGCUUGUUGAGGACACUGUCUGUCUAUGGAAAACCUUCCUGCUUUGGAGGCGAUGAAGUCCAACCUGGAUGUGAGUGUGUUCCUGGUCCAGAUCAUGUGAUCCUUAGAGCAGCGAGCUUACUUAUCAUUAGAUCCUUAGAAAUCAAGUUUCAAAAUGGUGCUUCAGCAAAUGAAAUGAAAGUUGAUUUACAGAGGUUCAUGUCUGAGUUACUGACCUUCUUAAAGCCUCACCUUCAGCCCUCUCUGCAAUCACACAAUCUUUGUGAGUGGUUGUCUAGGGUCUUCAUAGAACAAGACGAUGACAUGCUGGAGGCUGCCAAAAUAGCAAUGGGCAUCUACCUGAAGUUGACCAGAGAAUGUGAAGCUACUGAAAGCUUGACCCAAGAAAAAGAAAUGUGGAACCAUCACACACAUGAAAAUGGCUAUAAUCCACACUGUAUUUUUUUAUUCUUAUUAAAAAAUAUAGGAUUUGAUUCUACAGUUCUUCUUGAUUUUUUGAUUUCAUCAGAAACCUGUUUUCUUGAGUAUUUUGUUAGAUAUUUAAAAUUAUUGCAAAAAGACUGGGACAAUUUUUUCACCAUUUGCAAGUACUUUGAGAUAACUGAAUCUAAAGAUAACGUAAAUAUUUGUUGUUGUAUCUCCUCACUUGUCCAAGACAGAAGCAGCAACCAAACAGAACCUAGUCCUUUGGCUGUUCUUGGUAAUCACAGAGAUGCUCAUGCUUGGGUCUCCUGGGCUUCUGAAGCUUCUUCUGAACCACUGAACCAUGUUGUGAUGUCUGAGGAAGCCCAGGCCACACUCCAGGCUAAUAGUCUGUCUCCCCCACGAACUUCUCAACGUCUGGUAGAUUAUGAAACCUCUGAUGAUUCUGAAGAAGAAUCCACAGACCAGCGUUUAGCAAACAGUAGACUAACAUCUUUACACCAAGAAGCAAUGAAGAAAAUUCAAGACACAGUUGGAACAAGUAGGGAUAAAAAAGAACUUAGCCUGGAGUCUCAGUCAAGGUCUCUGGUUCCCAAAGAAUCUAAUACUCCCUUCUCUGUUGAUUGUGACAUAGGCCCAAAUAACAUUGCUUCUAAAGUGGGAAUAUCUUACAGAACAGUAAAGUGCUUUGAAGAGCUACAAGGUGCCAUUUAUCGUUUGCAGAAGAAAAAUCUGUUCCCAUAUAAUCCAACAGCACUUUUGAAGUUGUUAAAACAUAUCGAGACAAUGUAUAAUAGAAAUACAGCAAAAUACAUGUAUACGACUUGAUGAAUUUUCACAAACAACAUACCUGUGAAACCAGUAUCCAGAUCAAGAAACAACAUUACUGGCACUCAGGGGUCCCCCUUGGAUCCCCUUCC